Messenger RNA from Ostertagia ostertagi, 618 nucleotides. NCBI's taxonomy places the organism in Eukaryota, Metazoa, Nematoda, Chromadorea, Rhabditida, Trichostrongylidae. The record is from the annotation of a GenBank genome assembly.
AUGCCUUAUAUGCUAAUAUCAACGCAAAUUCGACUUGAAGUGGGACCGACGUUUGUGGGAGACGGAGAAAGCGACAAAGAGCUAAUGGAACGGUUAGAGGCGAAUCCUUCACGACAACUUGGCAACGAAUUUGAGUACAUGACAGCAUUAGCACCUCGUCAAGUACUGGACAUUUUAGAAAAGGAGGGUUGGAAAGUUCAAACUGCUACGUUAGUUAAGAUCGCUGCUGGCGGAUUUUUGGUAGGGUCGACGGCACUGUAUUUGGCACAGAAGUCUGUGCAACGCAAAGUGCGAAAUUUUCCUCAUUACAUCGAAAGUUUGGAAAUCGUCGCUCAACAUGACCGUGCAAAAGAUGCAUUAGGCCCACCGAUCAAGGUUGGAUCAGUAGACUUAGCAGAUCGUCGGCAUAAUUUCGUAGGAAAAACCACAAGCAUGUUGCGGAUUCCAGUGACAGGAACAAUAUCUGGCGGUUACAUGGACGUCAUGGCUGUGCGAGAUGAUGAAAGCAAACCUUUUGUCACGGCAAAAAUAAGGUUGAUAUUGGACGACGCGGCAAUCUCAAUUUACGAUACUGGUACCUGGAAGGAUAGCGAAGUUGAAAAAGCAUCCGAUUCAUAA